Molecule: messenger RNA, 1650 nt
Organism: Lachancea mirantina
Lineage: Eukaryota; Fungi; Ascomycota; Saccharomycetes; Saccharomycetales; Saccharomycetaceae
Source: the annotation of a GenBank genome assembly
AUGACUCCCGGUCAGGAUUUCGAAGCGUUUUGGACCAAUGUUGCCAAGUUUCUGAAUCAAAGCGACCUUUUGUCCCUUGGGAGAACCAACAAAACCCUGCACAAUAGAGUUUGUCGACCUGCCUUGUACGAAACCAUCGUUAUAUCUAAAAGUUGUCCUCUGCGAUCUGAAAAGUGCUUCCUGGAUGCAGGAGUUACUUAUGUAUCUGGGUUUCGGUCUCUCAAGCGAACGGCUGAUCAGAAUGACAUUUUUCUUUUCGACAGGAUAGAGCGUCUGUUGGAAAGUUCAUCAUUGCAUCUCAUCGGGAAAUUAGUGAUACAACAGGACACAUUUGAUGAUCAUGACGAAGGUAUCAAGCUUCUGCAGCGCUUGGUCGACAGGAUUAUUGAGAUCGGCCAGGUACAGGUGCUCGAUAUCCGUGAUAAUUCCCUGUUUGACCGAAACUACUCCAAGGUCUUGCAACUGCCCAAUUUGAUCAAAGCACAAGUGAAAAAUCUAGACGACAUUAACAAAUUACAAGCUUUGUCGUCAAUCAAAAGCCUGGAGCUGACCUUGACGUUUCCCAACUUUAUUUCUGGAAGCCUCUCGAGCCGAACCAUAGCACGGUUGUCGGACGGAUUGCAAGAGUUGGUGGUCAACGACGUCGAGUGUUCCAGCUUACGUCUAUUUCAAUAUUUCCAGAUGGAAAACGUGAAGCUAUCAAGAGUAAGUUCUUUGAAGUUUAACCAUGUUCAUGGCAUUCACGAUUACAGCAAGACAAUGCGCGAGCUCACGAAUACUUUCAUGAAAAACGUUUUCAAUCUUUCAGAACUAAAGUCUCUGGAGCUAGAAGUGGCCUGCGAAGCAGACAGCUGCAAUUGUCUUGAUGAAUUCUUGCAAGAACUCGCGCCGUGCUUAGCUGAAGUUCACAGUAUUGGCCUCAUAGAAAAGACUUUUGUCACUCAAGGGGAUCACUAUACCGAGGAAAAUUGGGACUUGGCAAUAAAUAGGUUUAUUUUGAACCUCCCACGUCCGGACCAACAGCUGAAAAUCCUGUCUGUGAGACACAAUCCUCCUCUCAAUGGUUUGACAAUCGAUUCCGUCGAGGGAAAUUACGUGAGAAGAAGAACCUUAUACGAAAACGUUUUACCCAAACUUACAAACCUACAGGGUCUCAUAGCACCGACCUUUUUACAAUCGAUUUCUGCAUACGAGAUUCUUGUCUGCGAUCUUCUUUGGAACGGCUGCGAGUGCGAUUUCUGUGAAAAAGUGCUUCAGCUUCUGGAUACUUUCAUAAUGAACCACCAAUUUUACAACUUCAACGAAGGUUGCUUUAAAGACAUUAUCCCGACCGUUUUCUUCGCUUAUUCUGGUGACGCUCUAGCAAGACGUUUCCUGACGGAAAUUGAUUGGGACAUUAAAGCGUUUACGGCCCCACCGGUUGGCCAUAUAUGGAAUUUACACGGCUACGAAAAUGUCAGACAUUUUGACGAUUUUGAGUGUCUAUACGAUGAAUCAGUCUGGCCCCAUUUGGCGAAAGUCAUUAUGCAUUUUUUCAAUUCCUACAUGGACAGUAUCGUUAAGCUGUUACCCAAUUUGAAAAGAUGUAUUCUGUCCGGAAUAUAUUAUUCCGUCCAAGAAAAUAGCCACUACACAAGCAUUUACGAUUAA